AUGUCUGAACGUUUCGCUCCCAAAGUACCAGUCCAGCUGGACCCGCCAAAGGACGACCCCAUUUCUACCGAGGAAUUGGCCAAGUGCGACGGUUCCGAUUCCAGCCGCCCAACCCUGGUAGCCAUCAAAGGCACCGUCUUCGACGUCACCCGUAACGCUGCCUACGGCGCGACGGGCCAAUAUCGCGUUUUCGUCGGAAAGGAUGCCUCGCGUGCUCUGGCCAAGUCCUCGCUGAAGCCCGAGGAUUGCGUACCGGAGUGGUAUGAUUUGGAUGAGAAGGAGAAGACGACGCUGGAUGAGUGGUACACUUUCUUCAGCAAGCGGUAUAACAUCGUUGGCAAGGUUGAGGGUGCGAAGAACCUUUGA
This is a messenger RNA of Penicillium cataractarum, 366 nucleotides long. Its product is annotated as putative progesterone binding protein. The record is from RefSeq and is a predicted model, not a curated record. The transcript has 3 exons. Bases 1 to 366 code for a protein of 121 amino acids. Lineage: Eukaryota; Fungi; Ascomycota; Eurotiomycetes; Eurotiales; Aspergillaceae. Gene Ontology annotation, cellular component: endomembrane system; membrane.